CGCCCGCGGCUCCGGGACCGGGCACCGCGGGCAUGGCGGCCGCGGCGGGAGAGGAGCCGGGCGAACCCGGCCCCGAGGAGUUCGUGUACAGCGAGGAGGACUUCGUGCUGCAGGCGGCCGGCUGGGACGACCCGGACUCCGCGCCCUCCCGGUUCGACCGGGUGCUGCUGGCGGGCUGGAACGACCGUAUGGAGCGGGGACUGUUCCGGUACCGGCUGGGGCCGCUGCCCACCCGCGUCCUGCCCGGCUCCGUGCGGCUCGUGGCGCAGCUGAACGAGCAGCGCAGCGCGGAGCGCCGCCCGCCACAGCCCGUCCGCAGCCUGCGCGACCCCUUCGACCCCGGCGCCUUCAACUUCACGCGGCUGCGGCCCGCCGAGCUGCUGCUCCGCCUGCGCCGCACCGGCGGCCCGGGGCCGCCGCCGGAGCCGCUGCUGGUGGCCAUCAACGCCAGCCCGCUGGAGCGGGGCCACGUGCUGCUGCUGCCCGAGCCGGCGCGGCGGCUGCCGCAGCUGCUGACGGCCGCGGCGCUGCGCGGGGCGCUGGAGGCCGCGCUGCUCAGCGCCCACCCCGGCUUCCGCGUGGGCUUCAACGGGCUGGGCGGCGGCGCCUCGGUGAACCACCUGCACCUGCACGGGCUCUACCUGGGCCGCCCGCUGCCGCUGGAGGAGGCGCCGGCCGAGCCGCUGGGGCCGCGCCUGGCGCUGCUCCGCGCCGGCCGCGGGCUGCGGGUGCUGCUGUGGGCGCGCCGGCCGCUCUUCGGCCCCAAGGCGGGGCAGCCCUUCGCCGUGGCCCUGUGCGAGCUGGCGGGGCUGCUGCCGCUGCCCGCCGAGCCGCUCUACCGGGACAUCACCGAGGCGCAGGCCCUGAGCGCCAUCCGCCAGCACCUGCUGCCCGAGCCCGAGCUGCUGCACCUGGGCGGGGAGCUGGCGCGGCUGCUGGAGCACUGAGAGCUGGAUCGGCGGCAUGGAGAGCUGAGCCGGUGGCACGGAGAGC
This is a messenger RNA of Passer montanus (Eurasian tree sparrow), 993 nucleotides long. RefSeq names its product GDP-D-glucose phosphorylase 1 (gene GDPGP1). Gene Ontology annotation, biological process: glucose metabolic process. Gene Ontology annotation, cellular component: cytoplasm. Gene Ontology annotation, molecular function: GDP-D-glucose phosphorylase activity. NCBI's taxonomy places the organism in Eukaryota, Metazoa, Chordata, Aves, Passeriformes, Passeridae. The record is from RefSeq and is a predicted model, not a curated record.